AUGGUACAAAAGACCAGUAUGUCUCGGGCCUCUUAUCCACCCACCCAGGAUAUCCCGAUGGAGGUCUUCGACCCCAGCUUACAGCAAGGCAAAUACAGCAAAAGGAAGGGACGCUUUAAACGCUCUGAUGGCAGCACCUCCUCUGAUACCACAUCUAACAGCUUUGUCCGACAGGGCUCCGCGGAGUCCUAUACCAGUCGGCCCUCGGACUCAGAUGUAUCUCUGGAGGAGGACAGGGAAGCCCUAAGGAAGGAGGCAGAGCGCCAGGCAUUGGCACAGCUUGAGAAAGCUAAGACCAAGCCAGUGGCAUUUGCAGUGCGGACAAAUGUGGGCUACAAUCCAUCACGAGGGGAUGAGGCACCUGUCCAGGGCAUGGCCAUCACCUUUGAACCCAAGGAUUUUCUGCACAUCAAGGAGAAAUACAAUAAUGACUGGUGGAUAGGCCGGCUGGUAAAGGAAGGCUGCGAGGUAGGCUUUAUCCCCAGCCCUGUCAAACUGGACAGCCUACGGAUGGUUCAGGAACAGAAGAUGCGUCAGAAUCGUCUCAGUUCCAGCAAAUCAGGUGACAACUCGAGUUCCAGUCUGGGAGAUGUCGUGACUGGCACCCGAAGACCCACGCCGCCAGCCAGCGCCAAACAGAAGCAGAAAUCGGCGGAACAUGUCCCCCCUUACGAUGUGGUACCUUCCAUGAGGCCCAUUAUCCUGGUGGGACCAUCACUCAAGGGUUACGAGGUCACAGAUAUGAUGCAGAAAGCUUUAUUUGAUUUCUUAAAGCAUCGAUUCGAUGGCAGGAUCUCCAUCACUCGGGUAACAGCGGACAUCUCUCUUGCCAAGCGUUCUGUCCUCAACAACCCCAGCAAACACAUCAUCGUUGAGCGUUCCAACACUCGCUCCAGUCUGGCUGAGGUACAGAGUGAAAUUGAAAGGAUCUUUGAGUUGGCCCGGACCCUACAACUAGUUGCCCUGGAUGCUGAUACCAUCAACCAUCCUGCUCAGCUGGCCAAGACAUCACUGGCCCCUAUCAUCGUUUACAUCAAGAUUACCUCCCCCAAGGUACUCCAGCGGCUCAUUAAGUCCCGAGGAAAAUCUCAGUCCAAACACCUCAAUGUUCAGAUAGCAGCGUCAGAAAAAUUGGCACAAUGCCCACCUGAAAUGUUUGACAUCAUCCUGGAUGAGAACCAACUGGAGGACGCCUGUGAGCAUCUGGCAGAAUACCUGGAGGCCUAUUGGAAAGCUACCCACCCACCUAGUAGCACACCACCCAACCCGCUGCUCAACCGUACCAUGGCCACAGCAGCUCUGGCUGCCAGCCCUGCCCCUGUCUCCAACCUCCAGGGAGCCUACCGCGUGCCUGGGGACCAAGCACCCGAGCGGGCAGUGGGAGAGCGCGCCAGCUUACAUGAGUACCAGGGUGAGCCCCAAGGCCACCACACCGGCAGCAGCCACCCUCCUGGCCGGGUAGGCACUCUUCGGUCACUGUCCCGCCAGGACACUUUUGAUGCUGACGCCUCAGGCAACCGUAACUCUGCCUACAUAGAGCUGGGGGACUCUUGUGUUGACAUGGAGACUGACCCCUCUGAGGGCCCAGGGCCCGGAGACCCCGCGGGGGGCAACUCUCCCCCUGCCCGACAAGGCUCCUGGGAGGAGGAAGAGGAAGAAGAGGAGCUUCCGGACAACCGAAAUCGGGCCACGCCCCGGGGCCCUGCCAAACCCCAGUAUUGUCCAGAAGGGGGCGGGACCAUGCUGGGCCGGAACAAGAACGAGCUGGAGGGCUGGGGGCGAGGAGUCUAUAACCGCUGA
This is a messenger RNA of Gracilinanus agilis (Agile Gracile Mouse Opossum), 1800 nucleotides long. It is a transcript of the gene CACNB1, whose product is annotated as calcium voltage-gated channel auxiliary subunit beta 1. NCBI's taxonomy places the organism in Eukaryota, Metazoa, Chordata, Mammalia, Didelphimorphia, Didelphidae. Gene Ontology annotation, biological process: neuromuscular junction development; calcium ion transmembrane transport; chemical synaptic transmission. The transcript is spliced from 14 exons. Gene Ontology annotation, molecular function: high voltage-gated calcium channel activity; protein binding. Gene Ontology annotation, cellular component: voltage-gated calcium channel complex. The record is from RefSeq and is a predicted model, not a curated record. Bases 1 to 1800 code for a protein of 599 amino acids.